AUGGGAAUCGUAUUGCCUGCACUACCAUUUACGGAAACCGUUCCAAGGGGAAGCAGAUCUGCCAAUGGUCUUGUGCAGCUCCAUGGAAGAGCUCCUGUCACAGCUUUUCUAAAAAUCUAUCACUUUUUGCUGGUGACAAUUUUGAUUAAAGUCCUAACGGACGAAUUUGCUGCAGUCGCUGCUGGCUCUCGAGGGGCGGAGCACUGGUUUAUUGUUGCCGUAAACACAGGAUUAAUGGUGAAAUCCGAUAGUCUAUAG
Messenger RNA from Tuber melanosporum (Perigord truffle), 258 nucleotides. RefSeq lists its product as uncharacterized. The record is from RefSeq and is a predicted model, not a curated record. The transcript has 2 exons. Lineage: Eukaryota; Fungi; Ascomycota; Pezizomycetes; Pezizales; Tuberaceae. Bases 1 to 258 code for a protein of 85 amino acids.